Molecule: messenger RNA, 2433 nt
Organism: Haemonchus placei
Lineage: Eukaryota; Metazoa; Nematoda; Chromadorea; Rhabditida; Trichostrongylidae
Source: the annotation of a GenBank genome assembly
AUGCUCGUCUCCUCACUGUCAGUCGUGCUCAUACGAGUUUUUUCGUGGUACCACCCUCCACUGCCAUCUGUCUGUUUCAUAUUUUGGAGUUCAUUCCAGAAAAAGGGCUCGACGAUGAUUCGUCGUCGUAGUCUCGGAAUGAGUAAGAUGUGUGCUUCACCGCCUUCUGCUGUUCAUGAGCAGUUUCGUAGUCCGUUGGUCGCACCGAAUUCAUAUGAAGAGGGAUCAAAGAGGAAGAGGAAGAAACCCUUGAAGAUCCAGAAUCCGUUCAACAGCCGAAGAGAAGAUGUCAUAGACCCCCAUCGGUUCAAGCUGAUUGACCGUAGCACUUCGGUAACUGGAGGGGCUGCCGAGCAUGAAGUGAUGAUUGCUCGCCUUCUUUCCAGGCCGUUCACCAUACCGUUAGCCGGUUAUUCUUUAUCGGGCCGUGUCUUAGGAAUGGCUCGUUGUAGAAGGCAUGUUUCUAUGUUCGAUCCUUACGCAGAAAAUGCUGUGGUACUCUUCACACCACCUACUUUAUCAGCACAUGAGCAGAUGCGGAAGAAGGAAGACAACUUGGUUCAUGUGGUCGUUGACCCCAUAAUUGGUCAAGUUUUACGGCCGCAUCAAAUUGAAGGCGUGCAAUUCAUGUACAACUGUGUGACUGGACGGAAUAUCGAGGGAUAUUACGGGUGUAUAAUGGCUGAUGAAAUGGGUCUGGGAAAGACAUUACAGUGCAUUACAUUACUCUACACCUUACUUCGCCAGAGUCCCGAAGGUAAACCGACCAUUUCCAAAGCAAUCAUCGUGAGCCCCAGCAGUUUAGUUAAGAACUGGGACAAGGAGAUUAAAAAAUGGCUUGGUCAGAGAUUAAGCGCUUUGCCAAUGGAUUCGGGCAACAAACAGGAGAUAACGAACAAACUUAAAAAUUAUAUGGCUGAUGGACGAGUGAGAGUUGCGAGUCCUGUGUUGAUCAUUUCCUAUGAGACGUUUCGAUUGUAUGCAAAAAUUCUUCACUCAAGCACUAUAGGAAUGGUAAUAUGUGAUGAGGGUCAUCGUUUGAAAAACAGUGACAAUCUGACUUAUCAGGCCCUCAAUGGUCUUCAAUGUACACGACGAGUACUUAUAUCUGGAACUCCGAUACAAAAUGAUCUCCUCGAAUACUACAGUUUGGUGAACUUUGUUAAUCCUGGAUUGUUUGGAGCUGCCAGCGAGUUUAGAAAACGAUACGAGAAUCUUAUUCUACGUGGUCGUGAUGGAAAUGCCACCGAAGAAGAGCAAAAAAAAGGGGAGGAAGCAACAAAAGAAAUGGUGACUCUAGUCGAAAAAUGUAUUAUCCGGCGCACAAGUACCUUGCUGACAAAAUAUUUACCGAUCAAAUAUGAGCACAUCAUUUGUUGUCGCAAUACGGAAUUACAAGAUUCAAUAUACAACAAUCUCAUUGAGACCGAAAAGAAGAAUAGAGCAAUGGAUAAGGAUGCCAAAGGCGCAACGGCAUCGGCAUUAUCCUUCAUUAAUCACCUCAAAAAACUAAGUAAUCAUCCGUAUUUAGUAUAUGAGGAAUUACUGAAAUCCGACAGUCGCUUCCACAACUGCUUGGAUUUGUUUCCAGAGUCGUUCGCCAGGAAGUUUGACCCAUCGACAUCUGGAAAAAUGAAGGUUCUAGACUACAUUCUAGCGGUGGCUCGAAAGACGACUAAAGACAAAUUUGUGCUGGUAUCGAAUUACACUCAAACUAUUGAUCAAUUUGUUGAACUUUGUAAACUAAGAGGUUACGGUUAUGUGCGGUUGGAUGGAACUAUGUCCAUAAAACAACGUUCUAAAGCGGUCGAGAAAUUCAAUGAUCCAGAGAGCAACGAUUUCUGUUUCCUUCUGUCAUCCAAAGCUGGUGGCUGCGGUCUUAAUCUGAUAGGAGCUAAUAGGUUAGUGAUGUUUGAUCCUGAUUGGAAUCCUGCCAAUGAUGACCAAGCGAUGGCUCGUGUAUGGCGUGACGGGCAGAAGAAGAACUGUUUCAUCUACCGAUUACUAGCGACUGGAUCAAUUGAAGAGAAAAUGUUCCAACGACAAACUCAUAAGAAAGCUCUUUCGUCAUGUGUGGUAGAUGCUGGGGAAGAUGUUGCUCGACAUUUUAGUACGGAUCAACUGAAGGAAUUGUUCAAACUUGAAGUGGGCACUCCCUCAGAUACGCACACGAAAUUGAAGUGUAAGCGAUGCAUCAAUGGCAUAGAAAGCGUUGAUCCACCAGAAACGGCAGAUUGCACAUCGGACUUAGCGGUAUGGCACCACUCACAACGAGAUCCUCGCAAGAUUGCCGACCCAAUUUUGCGAUCGGUUUUCAAUUGUGGCACUAUUUCAUUUGUCUUCCAUCAAAAGUCCCAUAAAGCGGAAGUGCCAAAAAAGAAGCCGGUUAGGGAGGAUGAAGAAUAUAAGCCGCUGGAUGAAGAAGUUGAGUGA